AUGUCUCUUCCAGACAGGAUAAUCCACACGCUCAAGUGCAUGGACAGGCCCUCUGACAUCCAACCAUACAGAGAUGUCCUUGCAGUAAGUCGAAAGCUGCCCCCGAGGGAGUGGCAUGAGCUGUGCAAGCUUGUUAAGACCAACAGGAUAUACAACAUCCUGAGGACAGAUCUGUCGAGGAAAGAGGCAGAGGUCCUCGGAAGCGCAUUGAAGAAGGUUUCUUUGAACCAUGUGGACGACAUGAUAGACGUCGUGGUGAAGAAGAGAGAUGGGAACGCGCCAAUCCUCCUGAGAUACAUACUGGAGAAGAAGAAAAAGAUAUCCGUGGAUGCUGUUCAGAAGUAUUUCUGUGAAGAGCUAAGCCGUCAGAUCUCCCUGAAGCAUCUCAGACUGCUCCAUGUGAUGCACAAGAACUACCCUUCAUCCAUAAACUCCACAAUCCUUGACUUCUGUCGUUCCAACGGCCAUCCCAUCUGCAAGGAGAUCCUGGAGUCAGCCAUGGAUGUUGUUGAAUAG
Messenger RNA from Encephalitozoon cuniculi GB-M1, 516 nucleotides. RefSeq lists its product as uncharacterized. NCBI's taxonomy places the organism in Eukaryota, Fungi, Microsporidia, Unikaryonidae. The coding region runs from base 1 to 516 and encodes 171 amino acids. The record is from RefSeq and is marked provisional. The transcript has a single exon.